Molecule: messenger RNA, 2219 nt
Organism: Rhipicephalus microplus (southern cattle tick)
Lineage: Eukaryota; Metazoa; Arthropoda; Arachnida; Ixodida; Ixodidae
Gene: Mvd
Product: mevalonate diphosphate decarboxylase
Biological process (GO): isopentenyl diphosphate biosynthetic process, mevalonate pathway; isoprenoid biosynthetic process
Cellular component (GO): cytosol
Molecular function (GO): diphosphomevalonate decarboxylase activity
Source: RefSeq, a predicted model, not a curated record
ACGUCACUGUGCAAAUCGCACGAAAAUUUGGCAUUUCCUCGUUCGGGCAGUUCGGGUAUUUGCCGCGGACGGUUGAUGUUUGUGCCAUGAGGAAAAAGCGCAUUAGUAGUGUUCGCUUCGCAUCGUUCGCUUGUGUGCUGCUGUGGUGCCGGUGCUAGACAGAAUGGAGCACGUAACCAAGAUUAAUGAAGAACUGUAUAUGACAACUACGAAAGCGCCGGUAAACAUCGCUGUAAUCAAAUACUGGGGUAAAACCAACGAAGACCUUAUAAUUCCUGCGAACGAUUCUCUCAGCCUAACGUUGAGCACUGAACACUUGUGUGCAACAACUACAGUAGCAGUUGGAAAGAAAUUUAGGGAGGAUAGAAUCUGGCUCAAUGGAAAAGAGGAAUCCGCACAUUCACCAAGACUGCAGAACUGUCUUCAUGAAAUUCGCAAGAAAAGCCAGUACCAGCACGUACAAGACUUUCCUGACUGGGCAAAUUGGAAUGUUCACAUGUGCUCUGUAAACAAUUUUCCAACAUCUGCAGGGCUGGCAUCAUCGGCUGCUGGUUAUGCAUGCUUAGUGCAGUCGUUAGGAACGCUCUUUCAUAUUGAAGGGGACCUCUCUGGGAUUGCACGGCGAGGUUCAGGUAGUGCCUGCCGAAGCAUGUGUGGUGGCUUUGUGGCUUGGGUAAAAGGGACCCACCCUGAUGGCUCAGAUUCUGUGGCAAGGCAAAUUGCUUCUAGUGACCAUUGGCCACAAAUGCGGGUCAUUAUUCUUGUGGCAAGUGAUGCAAAAAAAGACACAUCAAGUAGUCAUGGGAUGGCAAGAACAAUGGAAACAAGCUCUUUGAUAAAAGAAAGAGUCAGCAAUGUUGUGCCACAGCGCAUGAGAGAUAUGACAGACGCUAUCCUUCAACGAGACUUCAACAAAUUUGCGGAAAUUACGAUGAAGGAAAGUAAUCAGCUGCAUGCGGUCUGCCUGGAUAGCUAUCCACCUAUCCGUUAUAUGACCUCUGCAUCAUGGGAUGUUGUCAACCUUGUGCAUCGUUACAACCAAUUCUGUGGCACUAACAAGCUUGCAUACUCUUUUGAUGCUGGUCCAAAUGCCUGCCUUUUUCUGUUAGAAGAAUCGCUCCCAGAGGUGCUUGCCCUUGUUGAAUAUGCGUUUCCAACGAGUAGAAAAGCGGAUUUUUUCCAAGGCAGACCAGCAGUUAUUGGUAAGAUGUCACAGGAGCUUUUGGAGUACAUGGCCAUCAAUCCACAACAGGAUGCCAUCAAGUUUGCAAUUGUCACACACGUUGGUCAUGGACCGGAGCCAGUGGAUGAGGCACACCUCCUGGACAUUCAUGGUUAUCCAAAGUGAGCGUAACACAGUGGCUCAUGCAGGAGACCUAUCAUCAAAAACAAGUCUUACUUUUGUGUUCAUAUUAUUUUUUAAAAGAAUGAGCCUCUUUGAGGACAUCACUUGACAUUACUUAACAACCUAAUAUAAUGAUCAAGGUUAGUUUUAUACUUAUGUGAUGCAAUGCUAAAGCUUGCAAUGCUAAAGCUUGCAAAACUUAUCAGGCUACUGACAUGUACACUGUCCACUUAAUUUUGGAGUAUUGAGUGAGUGUGCACACCCUUAGUGGAUCUUGGCAGCAUGACAAAGCCACUGGCUUGUGUGUGUGUGUAAUUAAUGAAGCAGGUCACUGAAAUCUCUAACAACAAAAUUUUAUGUUUGAGGAUCUGGCAACUUUGAGUGAACACUUAGGAGAAUUAUGCUUUCACAAUAUAUCACAGGAUUAAUCAUUUUCAUCAUUUUCUUUGAGUGGAAACGUUUCUGGCAUGCUCUCUCAGCACUAUUGGCACAGUGCCUGACUGAUAUAGUAGCCGAGUGAGUCCGAUGAUAGACGCAACAAGUUCUGCAAAUGUGAAACUAUCUCCAGAAGUGAUUGUCCAAGAUUAUUAUCCCAGAUAACUUGUUCACGAACUAACCAACAUCAGGUCACUGGCAGCCUGUUGUACUGAUAAUGCUUUUACCUGACUGGACAGUGUUUUGUCAAGCUCUUAAAACAUGUCGAUGUGUCUAAAAAGACCAUGUUCAUUCAUUGUUAUGCAAGCACUGGAGCACUGUGAAGUUUUCUGUGUUGUCUGCUACAUUUAUAUUCCCUUCAUAUAUGCUGUAAAAUUUGGCUGAAAAACUUGUGCUUAAAAUAAAAAUAACAAAGGUGCAAUGCCAGCAGUUUAUCUGA